This is a messenger RNA of Mucor velutinosus, 2124 nucleotides long. RefSeq lists its product as uncharacterized. Gene Ontology annotation, cellular component: cytoplasm. Gene Ontology annotation, biological process: protein modification process. Lineage: Eukaryota; Fungi; Mucoromycota; Mucoromycetes; Mucorales; Mucoraceae. The record is from RefSeq and is a predicted model, not a curated record. The coding region runs from base 1 to 2124 and encodes 707 amino acids. The transcript has 7 exons.
AUGGCAUCUGCUUUCGAAUCGUUCAAGGUUGUACAUCAAUACCAGCUUAGCUCCAUCCCAGAGGACUUGUGGCAGCCGCUCUUUAUGAAGCUUGGCGAGGAUUAUCUCGAUGCGGGAAACUUUGCUGAACUUCAUCAUGGCGAUCCUAUGGAAGGCUAUUCACUCCAUGUCAAGGCUGACAAGUCGCUCAAGAAGCACAGUGAUAUUUUCUUGGUGGAUCACGCUUGGACUACAUCUCCCGAGACAGCCAAAGAAGAGCUCAAGCUCAAUCUUUCGUUGAUGGACCGUCUUGAGAACUUGAUGGAUAUCGAGCAAAUUGAAGCACCCGAGAAUUCAGACGAUGAAGAGGAUGAGGAUGAGAAACCCAGCGAUGAUUUGAUCAAAUUAGUCGCCUCUCAAGCAAAUGUCACUGAAAGAGAGGCUGAAAAGGCAUUGAUAGCUGAAAACAACGAGGUUGUAAACGCUAUUAUGCGACUGACGAUAGACCCUGAACAAAAAGCCGAGUCCGAAAGGUUGGAUGACCUUAUGAUGAAGCAGAUCCUUGCCAGUGGUAAGCCUCAAGAGAAGGAAGACAAGGAAAAGAAAGACAAAAUCGAAAGGCGAGAGCAAAGAGAAAAGGAUUGGAUCAAUCAACGAGCCAACAACAUUUACAGAAAGAUGUGGUCUUAUAUCCAAACCUACACGUACUCCAUUCUCCAACAAGAUGGACAGCCCGCCUCUCAAACUGCUUGGUACAUUAACGAUGAGGUUGGGUCCGCUAUCUGCCAUUCUUCUGAUCCCAAUGUUGUCUGUUUGCCCUUUAUCUUUUCUCGUGGUGCUACUGGUAUGAUCCCCUACAGCGUCUUCUUCCCUAUCAAGGACAUUGAAGCUGGUGAAAUCAUUACUUGCGAUCUGCUGCCAAAAAGUGUCCAGCGUGAGUCUGACAAGUUGGCUUAUUUGUUUGCUUUCCAGGACAGAGUUUUGCUAACUGCUGAACUCCAAUCAAAACGUGAUGAAUUGGUCAAGUCCUUUAAACAAGAGCGUGAAAAGUUACAGAGUCAAAUAUUCACGCCUCCAGAAGCACACAGCUUUUCGCCCGAGCAAGUUUUCGAAGCUUUGAGAAACGAGGCAAACAGUAAGACCAAGGGAGAAUCCAUUACUGUUUGCACAGAUACAUCAUUCAUUCAACAGUUUCUCAAGUUGGAUAACGUCAAGUUUACUACUGAUCCUGCCAAGGCCGAUAUUCUCUGGACCACUCAAGACUUCCAAGGCUGGGACUCUCUCGAACCUCAUCAAAUUGUCAAUCAAUUCCCUAACGAAAAGUGUAUUACAUACAAGCAUAACAUGGCUAAAUUGAUCCAAAAAACCUAUGGCCUGCCAGAUUGGUUUAUGCCCACAUACAACAUUAUGACUCAACUAUCAGAAGUCGUGGGUGAUUAUCUGAAUUCUGAGGAAAACGAAGAAACCAACCUCUGGAUCCUCAAACCAUGGAACAUGGCUCGUGGAUUGGGCCUCGAUAUCACCAACAAUCUCUCUGAGAUUGUGCGCCAACACGACAAUCCCAUCCCCAAAAUUGCCCAGCGCUACUUGGUGUCGCCUUGUCUCUACAAUGGUAAAAAGUUUGAUCUUCGUUAUAUUGUGCUUGUGCGUCGCACUGAGCCCAACUUGCUUGCACUUGUCUACAAUAUGUUUUGGACUCGCCUGGCCAACAAAAAGUACGACUUGGACAACCUGGAUGACUACGAGUGUCAAUUUACUGUCAUGAACUAUUCCAAAUACGAAAUGACUCAAUUGGACAACAAGAGUUUCAUUCAUAACAUGGAGAAGCAGCACAAUAUCAAGUGGGAUCAAGUGCAAAAGGAUAUCAAUACUGCCAUAAAAAACGUACUGGUGGUUGCUGCUAGCACUCCUGAGCCAUUGGGUUUGGCCGGCAGAGAUACUUCCAAGUUUGAUGCUUUCAGUGUGCUUGGUUUCGAUAUCAUGUUGACUGAUGAUUUUAAGCCUGUUGUGAUUGAGACCAAUUUCUCUCCCGAUUGCACCAGAGCUUGCCAGUAUGACCCUGAGUUUGUCAACAACAUCUUCUCUGUCGUGGAUGGUAGAUUUGGAUCCACUGAACAGGGCUUAAAGGCAUUUACCCCAUUGUAA